Oncorhynchus tshawytscha (Chinook salmon) is the source of this 1900-nucleotide messenger RNA. Its product is annotated as oocyte zinc finger protein XlCOF6. Gene Ontology annotation, biological process: regulation of DNA-templated transcription. The transcript has 2 exons. The record is from RefSeq and is a predicted model, not a curated record. NCBI's taxonomy places the organism in Eukaryota, Metazoa, Chordata, Actinopteri, Salmoniformes, Salmonidae. The coding region runs from base 122 to 1756 and encodes 544 amino acids. Gene Ontology annotation, molecular function: RNA polymerase II cis-regulatory region sequence-specific DNA binding; DNA-binding transcription factor activity, RNA polymerase II-specific.
CCAGGAAGUACUUUUUUAGUGUUGCUGACGAGACGCUGAUUUUUGCGCCGUUGUUUUUGUCCAAAAACGAACAUAGCGAAAGACAGAAAAUUAGACUGCACCCCUUCCUCCGUCUAUCAAGAUGGAGAACUUGAUUAAUGAACACCAAAGCCGCAAUGAUCCAGAGAACAAGGCAAAUAACACUGAUUCACCUGAAAUAAAGAUUGAAAUAGAUGAGGUGCGCAUUGAGUACACUCAACAGAUGAACACAGUGGAAGAAGAGAAUCUAAGUGAUCAGCCAGCAAACCAAGCAGACAGUUCUGAUUUAUCACAGGAGGAUUCUGAGUCUGAUUCAGAGUCUUUCUCUUGUACACAGUGUGACAAGAGCUUCCGUACCGCCUUACAUUUGAAAAAACACCAGAUUAGGCACACUGAUAAAACCCUACACUAUUGCAUAACUUGUGAGAAGAGCUUCCCUUAUGCAUCGCUCUUAAAGCAGCACCUAACAAUGCAUGAUGCUGACAGAACAUACUGUUGCACGAAAUGCGAAAAGAGCUUCCGAUCUGCACCGUGCCUAAGGAAGCACCUGACAACGCACGGUGAGAAGAAUCACGGUUGCACCGAGUGCGAUAGGAAAUUCUGUUCAGCAUCUCGCUUAAAAAGGCACAUGACAACACAUAGCGGGGAAAGACCACAUGUUUGCACCGCCUGUGGGAAGAAUUUUACCCGACCAGAGAGCUUAAAGAAUCAUCAGCUAAAUCACCAAGGGGAGAAGCUGCACACCUGCCACGACUGUGGAAAGAGCUACAGUGUGCUGAAGUUCCUUAAAGAACAUAUGAAAGUCCAUGAGGGUCCCCACAUCUGCUCUCAGUGUGGGAAGAGCUACACACUCCUCUACAACUUGAAAAUGCAUAUGUCAGCAGCGCAUGGAGAGGAAAAAGCAUUGCCUUGCUCUGAAUGUGGGAAAAGUUUUGUUUCAGAGUACCGUCUGCGAAAGCAUCAGAAGCAAGUACACAGAACAGCCUUCCCCUGCCCUGAAUGUGGGCGAAGCUUCUCCACACUGUCCAUAUUGCAAGAGCAUCAGUCAAACCAUACUGGUAUCAAACCGCAUUCUUGUGAGGAGUGUGGGAAGAGCUUUGGCCUUCUGGAUGGUCUUCAGAGGCACCAGUACACACACAGGCCCAAACCAGAAAAAUCCUGCCUCUGUGAGGAGUGUGGAAAAAGCUUUCUUAACCUCACCCAACUGGCCAGACAUAAACAAGUUCAUUCCAAUGUUAAGUCCCACACUUGUGAGGAGUGUGGUAAAAAAUUCAAACAGAUCGGAGGUUUGAGAAUACACCGCCGCACUCACACAGGGGAGACACCGUUCUCUUGCAAAGAGUGCAGUAAAACAUUUACGCAGGCCAGCUCCUUGAAGGUUCAUAUGUUAACCCACACAGGAGAGAGGUCAUUCUCUUGUAAGGAGUGUGGCAAGACAUUCAACAUCGCAAAGACAUUACGGCUUCAUAUGCGCAUUCACACAGGAGAGAAACCACAUAAAUGCCCUGAUUGUGGGAAGGGAUACCAUCACGCUCAAGGACUCAGAAUGCACCUGCUAUUUCACAAGGGGGAACGACGGCACACAUGUACUUACUGUGACAAGAGUUUCUUUCUGCCAGGACAUUUAAGAGCACACAUCCGACUACACACUGGAGAGAAACCUUACCUCUGCUCUAAUUGUGGGAAGAGUUUCAAUCGUGCUUGGAAUUUAAAGCAACACAAGAAAAUAUGUCAGUGAUUCAUUUCACCACAAACUGAACUUUCCACAGCAUGUUAUUGUGGGGCUUAUUUUUUGUAAUAUUCUGCCUAUGAUACAAUGUGCUCUAUGCCAAACUAGUCUAAUAAUACAUUAAAUAAAGGUGGUGACUUAUUUUGCAUUGAA